Messenger RNA from Urocitellus parryii (Arctic ground squirrel), 2076 nucleotides. It is a transcript of the gene Epb42, whose product is annotated as erythrocyte membrane protein band 4.2. NCBI's taxonomy places the organism in Eukaryota, Metazoa, Chordata, Mammalia, Rodentia, Sciuridae. Gene Ontology annotation, molecular function: protein-glutamine gamma-glutamyltransferase activity. Gene Ontology annotation, biological process: peptide cross-linking. The record is from RefSeq and is a predicted model, not a curated record.
AUGGGACAAGCUCUGGAUAUUGAGAGUUGUGAUUUCCAGGUAGCAAAAAACAACAAGGAGCACCAUACCAGUGCCAUCAGCUCCAGGCAUCUCAUUGUGCGGAGGGGGCAGCCCUUCACCAUCAGCUUGCACUUCCGUACUUCAGUCCACAGAUUUCUUCCUACCCUGAAGAAGGUGGCCCUAAUUGCACAAACUGGACAGCAACCUUCCAAGACCAACAGGACCCAAGUCACUCUUCCCAUUUCCACUAUGGGAGACCAAAAAUGGAGUGCAGCAGUGGAAGAGAGAGAUGCCCAUUUCUGGGCCAUCUCUGUGACCACAUCUGCUGAUGCUGUCAUUGGCCACUACUCACUCCUGCUUCAGGUCUUGGGUGAGAAGGAACACCUCUUGGGCCAGUUCACAGUGCUCUUUAACCCAUGGAGUAGAGAGGAUGAUGUAUUUCUACCAAAUGAGGCUCAACGCAGUGAGUAUGUGUUGAACCAGAAUGGUCUUAUCUACCUGGGCACGGCCGACUGCAUCCAGGAAGAGCCCUGGGACUUCGGCCAGUUCGAGAAGGAUGUCAUGGACAUCAGCCUGGGCUUGCUAGGCAUGGACAAGCAUAUGGAGAAGUGGAGUCAGCCUGUGCACGUGGCCCAUGUGUUGGGUACCUUGCUGCAAACUCUCAAGCAGAGGAGUGUCCUGCCCAUCCCACAGGCCCAGACUGCCCAGGAAGAAGCCCUGCUUAACAAGCGCCGGGGAAGUGUACCCAUCCUGCGGCAAUGGUUCACCGGUCAAGGGCGACCUGUGUAUGAAAGUCAGGCCUGGGUGUUGGCUGCUGUUGCUUGCACAGUGCUGCGAUGCCUGGGAAUCCCAGCCCGUGUUGUUACCACAUAUGCCUCAGCCCAGGGUACCCACGGGGACCUGUUGGUGGACGAGUACUACAAUGAGGAGGGGAUCCAGAAUGGAGAAGGUCAGAGAGGACGCAUCUGGAUCUUCCAGACUUCCACGGAGUGCUGGAUGACCAGACCUGAUUUUCGUUACCCACAUUAUGCCGGAUGGCAGAUUCUGUAUCCAUAUGUUCCUAAUAAAGGUGAAGGCUUGGGAUCCUGUGAUCUUGUUCCAGUCAAAGCAGUCAAGGAUGGGAUACUGGAGCUGACCCCUGCAGUGUCAGACCUUUUUGCUGCAGUAAACGCCUCAUGUGUGGUCUGGAAGUGCUGUGAGGAUGGAAAACUGGAAUUGACCAACUCCAACACAAAGUAUGUUGGCAACAACAUCAGCACUAAGGUUGUGGGCAGUGACCGCUGUGAGGACAUCACUCAGAACUACAAGUAUCCUGCAGGUUCUCUUCAAGAAAAAGAAGUGAUGGAGAGAGUCCAGGAAAAGAGAAUGAAACAGUGGAAACCGAAUGGCAUCAGACCCCCCAGUGACAAGUGGGCUGAUCCUCUAUACCUGUUCUUGGAAGCACCCAGCUCCUUUCCUUUGAGAGGGGAUGCCCAACUCUCAGUGAUCCUGUUUAACCCCAGCGACCAGGAGAAGGAGGUGCAGCUGGUGACUGGGGUCCAGGCUGUGUAUUACAAUGGAGUGUUUGCUGCCAAGCUCUGGAGGAAAAAGCAGUUUCUAACACUCAGCGCCAACCUGGAUAUGAGAAUAACUAUCAGCCUGUCAUUCUCCCAUUUUGAGCGAAACCCACCGGAGAACAGCUUCCUCAGACUUACUGUGAUGGCAACACAUUCUGAGUCUGGUCUUAGCUGCUUUGCUCAGGAAGAUGUCGCCAUUUGUAGACCACGUCUUGUUAUCCAGAUGCCAGAGACAGCCAAGCAAUAUCAACCUCUUACAGCCUCAAUUAGCAUCCAUAACUCCCUAGACUCCCCCAUGAUGGACUGCAUGAUCUCCAUCUUUGGAAGGGGGCUCAUUCACAAAGAGAGGAGAUACGGAUUAGGUUCUGUGUGGCCUGGAAACACCUUGAGCACCCAGUUCAAGUUCACACCAACACAGCUGGGGCUCCAGAGGCUCACCGUGGAAAUGGAUUGCAACAUGUUCCAGAACCUAAUCAACCACAGAAGCAUCACUGUGGUAGCCCCAGAACUUUCAGCUUAA